UGUAAGUAUGAAGUGAUUAAACUUUGUGUACCGCCUAAGAAGUAACAUUAUUAAUUCAACUUUAAAUGAUUCGCCGAAUCAAUGUGCUGAUUGGCAUUGCAGUGGCAGUCCUAGCUUAUUGCGGCUAUCAAUAUCGUUUCAAUAGACUCGGAGACUUCAGCACAAUGGCAUCUGAAUCGACUAGCGACUACAAGAACGCAAAAUCGGUGUAUGAUUUCACCGUUAAAGAUGGUCAAGGUAAUGACAUUAGCUUGGAAAAAUACCAAGGGAAGGUAUUAUUGGUUGUUAACAUCGCCUCAAAGUGUGGUCUCACAAAAGGAAAUUACGAAGAAUUGACCGAGUUGUCAAAGAAAUAUGCAGAGCAGGAUUUCAAAAUCCUUUCAUUCCCGUGUAAUCAAUUUGGAUCACAAAUGCCGGAAAAGGAUGGAGAAGAAAUGGUUUGCCAUUUGCGGAACGCAAAUGCAGAUGUAGGAGAUGUCUUUGCCAGGGUUAACGUAAACGGUGACGAUGCCGAUUCAUUAUUCAAGUACCUCAAGCAUAAGCAAGGUGGCAGUUUGGGCAGCUUCAUCAAGUGGAAUUUCACCAAGUUUCUUGUCAACAAAGAAGGACAGCCUGUGGCACGGUUCGCACCUACCACUAAUCCGUUGGAUAUCGUCAAAGAUAUCGACAAACUGCUUCUCAACAUGGACGCGAAAAAUGCCAAAACAAUUUAUGAUUUAACUGCAACCGACGUCAACGGGAACGAUAUUAAUCUCAGCAAAUACAAAGGCACCGUGUGUUUAGUGAUGAAUUUUUCCACCAAGGAUCCGGUGUGUGAAAAAGUGUUCUCAAUGCUUACUCCACUGCACAAAAAGUAUCACAGCGAUACGAAACAAGAUCUCAACAUCCUUCUGUUCCCAUGUUUUCAAUUCGGUGCCAAGGAGUCAAUAAGCGAAAUCCUAGACUUUUUCGAGAAAAAUGAUCAACACCGAAUAGGAGAUGUUUUUGCCGAUAUCGAAGUCAAUGGUUCCAAGUGUACUGAAUUAUACAAAUUUCUCAAGCAGAAAAAGCCAGGAAAUUGCGGAGGUUUUGUCAACAGUAAUUUCACUAUGUUUUUGACUGACCGAAACGGAGUACCUGUUGAGCGGUUUGGGGCAACUGUGCACCCAUAUCUCCUAGAAGAUUUGAUGGAUCAAUAUUGCGCGUAA
Messenger RNA from Sabethes cyaneus, 1187 nucleotides. RefSeq lists its product as uncharacterized. The record is from RefSeq and is a predicted model, not a curated record. The transcript is spliced from 7 exons. Gene Ontology annotation, molecular function: glutathione peroxidase activity. Lineage: Eukaryota; Metazoa; Arthropoda; Insecta; Diptera; Culicidae. Gene Ontology annotation, biological process: response to oxidative stress. The coding region runs from base 66 to 1187 and encodes 373 amino acids.